AGUUGAGUCAUUUGAUGAUCAUCCAUUCCCUCUUGCCAAGGCCAAUGGCAUCAAACAAACUUCCCAUUUCUUUCCUUCUUCUCUCUUUUUUCUUGUCUAGGAUUCAUGUCCAUGGACACCCUAAUUACAGUGAUGCCUUGGCCAAAUCAAUCUUGUUCUUCCAAGGCCAAAGAUCAGGGAGUCUCCCCAAGGACCAGAAGAUCACAUGGCGAUCAAACUCCGGGCUUUCUGAUGGUUCGGCCGCAAAAGUGGAUCUAACCGGAGGCUACUACGACGCUGGCGACAAUGUCAAGUUUGGCUUCCCCAUGGCCUUCACCACCACCAUGCUAUCAUGGAGUGUAAUUGAGAAUGGUAAGCGCAUGAAGAUUGAAGUCAACAAUGCGAGGGCUGCCAUCCGUUGGGCCACCGACUACCUCCUCAAGGCCGCCACCCAGACUCCAGGCAAGCUCUACGUCGGCGUCGGUGACCCAAAUGCCGACCACCAGUGCUGGGAGCGGCCUGAGGACAUGGACACUCCGAGGACCGUCUACUCGGUUUCAGCAGCCAACCCAGGCUCCGAUGUGGCGGCGGAGACUGCCGCAGCAUUGGCUGCUUCAUCAAUUGUGUUCCGGUCGGCUGAUCCGAAAUACUCAAAGCUACUGCUGUCAGUGGCAAGGAAGGUCAUGGAUUUUGCUGUGAAGUAUCAGGGGAAGUACAGCGAUUCGCUUGGAGGUGCUGCAUGUCCUUACUACUGCUCAUAUUCUGGCUAUAAGGAUGAGCUACUAUGGGGAGCUUCAUGGCUAUUUAGAGCAUCAAAUGACAUUUCUUACCUCAGCUACCUGAGAUCUUUAGGAGCCAACGACAACAUCGACAUUUUUAGCUGGGAUAACAAAUUGGCUGGUGCCCGUGUACUUCUAUCCAGGAAAACUUUGGUUGACAGAGACAAGUCCUUUGAACCCUUCAGACUGCAGGCUGAGGAUUUCAUGUGCAAGAUUUUACCCAACUCCCCUUCCUCAACAACACAGUACACACCAGGAGGUCUUAUAUUCAAGCAGAGCUCUGCUAAUCUCCAAUAUGUCACUUCCAUUUCUUUCUUACUGAAUACUUAUGCCAAGUACAUGAUGUCUUCCAACCACACCUUUAAGUGUGGGAACAUUUUGGUCAAACCAAAUAACCUGAGAACACUGGCCAAAAGACAGGUGGACUACAUUCUGGGUGAAAACCCUCUAAAUAUGUCCUACAUGGUGGGCUUCGGUACACGGUUUCCACAGAGGAUACACCACAGAGGCUCUUCUUUGCCCUCCUUGGCUAGCCACCCCAGUGCCAUUGGAUGCCAAGCUGGUUUUCAGUACUACAAGUCCAGCAACCCUAACCCUAACAUCUUAACAGGUGCCGUUGUUGGCGGUCCUGAUCAAAAUGAUGCCUUUCCAGAUGAUCGAACGGACUACAGCCACUCGGAGCCGGCUACAUACAUAAAUGCCCCUCUUAUUGGUUCUCUCGCUUUCUUGGUUGGAAGCUAUGAUAGUUAGAAAAAAGGUGUAGCACUCUAUGCAUGGAUGAUUGCACUAUGUUAAAAUUAACAAAGUUUAUGGGCUUGCUCAUAAAUUUAAAUGUAAUCUUCGAAUAAAUUGUCACUUUUAAUAUUCCUUGAAAUUAUAAAGAAAUGGAUCUGAAAUUUGUGUUA
This is a messenger RNA of Phoenix dactylifera (date palm), 1663 nucleotides long. Its product is annotated as endoglucanase 3-like. Gene Ontology annotation, molecular function: hydrolase activity, hydrolyzing O-glycosyl compounds. The record is from RefSeq and is a predicted model, not a curated record. NCBI's taxonomy places the organism in Eukaryota, Viridiplantae, Streptophyta, Magnoliopsida, Arecales, Arecaceae. Gene Ontology annotation, biological process: carbohydrate metabolic process.